Messenger RNA from Truncatella angustata, 2111 nucleotides. Its product is annotated as glycosyltransferase family 4 protein. Lineage: Eukaryota; Fungi; Ascomycota; Sordariomycetes; Amphisphaeriales; Sporocadaceae. The annotation marks the transcript as partial. The transcript is spliced from 7 exons. The record is from RefSeq and is a predicted model, not a curated record. Gene Ontology annotation, molecular function: glycosyltransferase activity.
AAGAGCUUAUUUGGCGGAAUAUCAGUCAUUCAAUCAAAUAAUAAUGGGUUGCUUAUAUCUGUGGCGGUGCGAGACGCAAACCAUUCGGUGGACUUCAAGCUUGAUCACUUAGCUCCCAAUGGUGGCCAAAAAAAUGGAGAAGUCGUGGCAGAUUACGUCAUUUGUAUGAUGCAAAACUACGAACGUGCGAAUCUAGUCAAAUUCAUUGCAGUUGGCAUACCUACCACUCUUUUGGCGAUGAGUUCAGAAUUAUGCUCCCAGCUUUGGCAGGAGGCGGAUAUAAUUCCGAUCGUCACCCCACUCAGCUACGAACCAAGUCGAAGCUCAUUUUGGGAUGUCAAGACGGUCGAUGAACAAGCGGAUUCUAUGGCACGCAAAUGCAUAGUGUGAGCACUCUUUGGCAAUUUUUAUGUUCAUAUAUAAUGAUUAUCAGGCACUUUGGACCACAUUAUAUACCCCGCCUUCAGGUCGAUUCACAAUGUACUGUCCAGGUUGACAUCGGAUCGAAAGCACACCUUUGUACGGCACAAGAUCAUGAAUUGACAGUUGGAGAGAAUACGUGGAAAUCCAUGAUUCACUUCGCAGUUCAGCUCAAAGAGAAAAACACCAGAGCCGCAUUUUUCAGCUCUAGUCCACAAUUUGGGAGUGUAGCGCGCAUGCGACACGCGCUUGUCCGCUUUUCUAAGCUGCUUGGUGUGGAUCUAGCAUGGUAUGCUCCGAAGCCGCAGCCUUGGGUGUCUAAAAUCAGGAAGAAAAUGCGAAGUAUCCUCGAAGGAGUUGCUAAUGCAGACCUGCAAAUUUCGAAUGAAGAAUAUAAUGAAUUACAAGGCUGGAUAAUUGAAAAUGCCAGGCGAUACUGGCUGCCUAGGAAUGGUCCGCUUCGGCCUGUUCGGGAAGGAGGUGCACAUGUUAUAGUGAUCGAUGACUUUGAAAUGUCAGGGCUCGUCCCUAUUAUCAAGAGCCUGUCGCCGGAUCGGCCAGUAAUCUAUCGAUCGCAUACUGAGAUCCGCUUUGAUCUCGUCGCCCAAGCUGGUUCGCCCCAAGCUGAAAUUUGGAAGGUCCUCUGGGGAGAUGUCUGCCAAGCAGAUAUUUUCGUGAGUCAUCCGAUGAGGAUGUUUGCACCAUGUGAUAUUCCUCAAAAGACUCUUGCAUACAUGCCAGCAACCACCGAUUGGUUGGACGGCUUGAACAAGCCUCUAGACAGUUGGUACAAGAGCUUCUACAUCCAUCAAUACAAUCUACAGUGUGAAACACGAGAAAUGAAUGGACUUGAUUAUCCAAAACGCAAAUAUAUACUCCAGAUUUCACCGUUUAGCCCCUCUGAAGGGAUCGAUACAGUGUUGCGCUCAUAUUCUGAAUUUCAUAAGCUUUUAGAUCUUGCUCAGUUACCAGAUAAGCCGCAAUUAGUUAUUGCUGAGCACCCUUCUCUCGAUGGUCCAUUCGGAGACUUAAAUUACGGCCAGAUGCUCGAACAGAUCCAAAUGAGAUUCCCACACCUUGCGGAUGACAUUAGUGUUAUGCAGUUGGAUGGGAGCGACCAACUGCUUAACACCCUGAUUUCGAGCGCACAUGUUGUUCUACAGCUCUCAACCUCUGGAGGGUUCGAGACCAAGGUUUUAGAGUCUCUUCAUGCCGGCAGACCUGUCAUAACAAUUCCGUCAGGCGAAAUUCCCUUCCAUUUACGAGACAAAGAAAAUGGGUUUUUAGUCGAACCAGGCAAUUACUGUGCGGUUGCUCAACAUUUACUGACUCUAUUCACGAAGCCCCAGGCAUGGGCGAAGAUGAGCCAUGCCGCUAGAACAGGUGUCACUGACGAAACAAGCACUCCUGGCAAUGCACUCUCGUGGUACUACCUCUUCACUAAACUGACAGGGACCGGCGGUCUGGGGAGUUUGCAAGACGCCUUCAAAGGUCAUCAAAAAUGGGUCAAUGAUAUGGCUCGUGAAGAGGCUGAAUAUCCAUAUAGAGAAGGCGAGAAUCGUCUUCCAAGGUCCUAUAAGUAAUAAAAUUUGACUGUGCUGCUCCAGCAUGGGUGCCUUUAUCACUGCACAAAUGAGGUGACAGUAGAGUCCGUACAUUUUUCUUGAUCAUGCCGGAAAUUUAAAUGGUAA